AUGGUCGUGGACGUGAACGUGGACGUGGACGUGGACGUGGUCGUGGAGGACGUGGACGUGGUCGUAGAGGACAAGGACGUGGACGUGGACCUGGACGUGGACGUGGACCUGGACGUGGUCGUGGACGUGGACGUGGUCGUGGACGUGGAUGUGUUCGUGGACGUGGACAUGGACGUGGACGUGGACUUGGACGUGGACGUGGACGUGGACCUGGACGUGGACGUGGACGUGGACGUGGUCGUGGACGUAGACGUGGUCGUGGACGUGGACGUGGACGUGGACGUGGUCGUGGACGUGGACGUGGUCAUGGACGUGGACGUGGACCUGGACGUGAUAGUGGACGUGGACGUGGACGUGGAGGACGUGGACGUGGAGGAUGUGGACGUGGACGUGGAAGACGUGGACGUGGACGUGGACGUGGUCGUGGUGGAGGACGUGGACGUGGACGUGGACGUGGUGGAGGACGUGGACGUGGACGUGGUCGUGAACGUGGACCUGGACGUUGACGUGGAGGACGUGGACGUGGACCUGGAUGUUGACGUGGAGGACGUGGACGUGGAGGACGUGGACGUGGACGUGGAGGACGUGGACGUGGAUGUGGACGUGGACAUGGAUGUGGAUGUGGACGUGGUCGUGGACGUGGAGGUGGACAUGGUCAUGGACGUGGACGUGGAGGACUUGGACGUGGACGUGGACGUGGACGUGGAGGACUUGGACGUGGAUGUGGAUGUGGACGUGGACUUGGACGUGGACGUGGACGUGGACCUGGACGUGGAUGUGGACGUGGACGUUGACCUGGACCUGGACUUGGACGUGGACGUGGACGUGGACGUGGACUUGGACGUGGACGUGGUCGUGGACGCGGACCUGGACGUGGACGUGGACGUGGUCGUGGACGUAGUCGUGGUCGUGGACGUGGAGGACGUGGUCGUGGACGUGGACGUGGACGUGGACGUGAACGCGGUUGUGGUCGUGGACGUGGUCGUAGACGUGGACGUGGUCGUCCACGAAUUGGACGUGGACGUGGACAUGGACGUGGUCGUGGACGUGGAGGACUUGGACGUGGACGUCGAUGUGGACGUGGACCUGGACGUGGACGUGGACGUGGACGUGGUCAUGGACGUGGACGUGGUCCUGGAGGACGUGGACGUGGACGUGGACGUGGACGUGGUCGACGUGGACGUGGACGUGGAGGUGGACGUGGACAUGGACGUGGACGUGGACGUGGACGUGGUCGUGGACGUGGAGGACUUGGACGUGGUCAUGGACAUGGACGUGGACGUGGACGUGGACGUGGACCUGGAGGUGGUCGUGGAUGUGGACGUGGUUGUGGACGUGGACGUGGACCUGGACGUGGACGUGGACCAGGACGUCGACGUGGAUGUGGACCUGGACUUGGACGUGGAUGUGGAUGUGGACGUGGUCGACGAUGACGUGGACGUGGACAUGGACGUGGACAUGGACGUUGACGUGGACGUGGACGUGGACGUGGAAGUGGACGUGGACGUGGACGUGGAAGUGGACAUGGACGUGGACAUGGACGUGGACGUGGACGUGGACGUGGACAUGGAUGUGGACAUGGACGUGGAUGUGGACAUGGACGUGGACGUGGACGUGGACAUGGACGUGGACAUGGACGUUGACGUGGUCGUGGACAUGGUCGUGGACGUGGACGUGGACGUUGAUAAGGUCGUGGACGUGGACGUUGACGUUGACGUGGACGUGGACGUGGACGUGGACGUGGUCGUGGAUGUGGAGGACUUGGACGUAGACAUGGACGUGGAUGUGGACGUGGUCGUGGACGUGGAAGUGGACGUGGUCGUGGUCGUGGUCGUAGACGUGGACGUGGUCGUGGACGUUGACGUGGACGUGGACAUGGACGUGGACAUGGACGUUGACGUGGACGUGGACGUGGACGUGGACGUGGACAUGGUCGUGGACGUGGACGUGGAGGACUUGGACGUGGACAUGGACGUGGACGUGGACGUGGACGUGGACAUGGACGUGGACGUGGACAUGGACGUUGACGUGGACGUGGACAUGGACGUGGACGUGGACGUCGACGUGGACGUGGACGUGGACGUCGACAUGGACGUGGACGUGGACAUGGACGUGGACGUGGACGCGGACGUGGACGUGGACGUGGACGUGGACAUGGACGCGGACAUGGACGUGGACGUGGACGUGGUCGUGGAUGUGGUCGUGGACGUGGACAUGGACGCGGACAUGGACGUGGACGUGGACGUGGUCGUGGAUGUGGUCGUGGACGUGGACAUGGACGUGGACGUGGACGUGGACAUGGUCGUGGACCUGGUUGUGGACGUGGACGUGGACGUGGACGUGGACGUGGACUUGGACGUGGACGUGGACGUGGAGGUUGACGUGGACAUGGACGUGGACGUGGACGUGGACGUGGACGUGGACGUGGACGUGGAGGACUUGGACGUGGACAUGGACGUGGACGUGGACGUGGACGUGGACGUGGACGUGGACGUGGAGUACUUGGACGUGGACAUGGACGUGGACGUGGACGUGGACAUGGACGUGGACUUGGACGUGGAUGUGGAGGACAUGGACGUGGACAUGGACGUGGACGUGGACGUGGACAUGGACGUGGACAUGGACGUGGACGUGGACGUGGACGUGGACGUGGACGUGGACGUGGACAUGGACGUGGACGUGGACGUGGACGUGGACGUGGACAUGGACAUGGACGUGGACGUGGAGGACUUGGACGUGGAGGUGGACGUGGACGUGGACGUGGACGUGGACGUGGAGGUGGACGUGGAGGUGGACGUGGACGUGGACGUGGACGUGGACGUGGAGGUGGACAUGGACGUGGACAUGGACGUGGACGUGGACAUGGACAUCGACGUGGUCGUGGACGUAGACGUGGACGUGGACAUGGACGUUGACGUGGACGUGGACGUGGACGUGGACGUGGACGUGGAGGUGGACGUGGAUGUGGACGUGGACGUGGACGUGGACGUGGACAUGGACGUGAGAGUGGACGUGGACGUGGACGUGGAAGUGGACGUGGAAGUGGACGUGGAAGUGGACGUGGACGUGGACAUGGUCGUGGACGUGGACGUGGACGUGGAGGUGGACGUGGACAUGGACGUGGACGUGGUCGUGGACGUCGACGUGGACAUGGACGUGGACGUGGAAGUGGACAUGGACGUGGACGUGGACGUGGACGUGGACGUGGACAUGGUCAUGGACGUGGACGUGGACAUGGACGUGGACAUCGACGUGGACGUGGACAUGGACGUGGACAUGGAUGUGGACGUAGACGUGGACGUGGACGUGGACGUGGACGUGGACGUGGACGUGGAGGACCUGGACGUGGACAUGGACGUGGACGUGGAUGGGACGUAA
Molecule: messenger RNA, 3378 nt
Organism: Closterium sp. NIES-65
Lineage: Eukaryota; Viridiplantae; Streptophyta; Zygnematophyceae; Desmidiales; Closteriaceae
Source: the annotation of a GenBank genome assembly